Messenger RNA from Anoplopoma fimbria (sablefish), 2391 nucleotides. RefSeq names its product inactive dipeptidyl peptidase 10-like. NCBI's taxonomy places the organism in Eukaryota, Metazoa, Chordata, Actinopteri, Perciformes, Anoplopomatidae. The transcript has 26 exons. Gene Ontology annotation, molecular function: dipeptidyl-peptidase activity; serine-type peptidase activity. Bases 1 to 2391 code for a protein of 796 amino acids. Gene Ontology annotation, biological process: proteolysis. The record is from RefSeq and is a predicted model, not a curated record.
AUGACGGCCACCAAGGAGCAGCCGAAGCAGAGGCAGAACCCGCCGCCGCAGGAGGAUGAGGACCUGGGCGGGGGGAGUCCUCCUCAGAGGAACUGGAAAGGGAUUGCCAUCGCUCUUCUGGUCAUCUUGGUGGUCUGCUCCCUAAUCACCAUGUCUGUAAUCCUCCUCACACCAGCUGACAGCCAAGCUGGAAGCAACACCAAACUGGCCGUGGAGGAUCUGUUCAAACCUGAGUUCAAGGUCCAUGACCCUGAGGCCAAAUGGAUCAAUGACUCUGAAGUCAUCUACAGAAACAGUGAUGGCCACGUAAUCAAGUUUAACAUCCUUACAAACGAAACAGAGAUUGUCCUGACAAACACAACAUUUAUUAAUUUCAACGUGGCCAAGUAUUCCGUUUCCCCUGAUCUGAAAUAUGUGCUCUUCGCUUAUGAUGUGAAACAGGUUUACCGCCACUCCUACAUGGCCUCCUACAGUAUCUACAACAUUCACACGCGGGAGGUCUGGGAGCUGGACCCUCCUGAGGUGGUGAACUCGGUUCUGCAGUAUGCCGCCUGGGGAGUGCAAGGCCAACAACUGAUAUACAUAUUUGAAAAUAACAUCUACUACCAAUCAGAUGUCAAGAGCAACUCCCUCCGGCUGACAUCCUCAGGGAAGGAGGGGAUCGUCUUCAAUGGGAUCGCUGACUGGCUCUAUGAAGAGGAGAUCCUUCAGACCCACGUGGCCCACUGGUGGUCACCUGACGGAGAGAGGUUGGCCUUCCUGGUCCUCAAUGACAGCCUGGUGCCCAACAUGGCUCUGCCUCGCUUUACUGGCAUGACAUACCCCAAAGGAAAGCAAUACCCAUACCCCAAGGCUGGCCAACCCAACCCAGUGGUGAAGCUCUACGUAGUCAACCUCUACGGGCCGACGCACACGCUGGAGCUCAUGCCUCCAGAGACGCUCAAGCUACGGGAACAUUAUGUGACCAUGGUGAAGUGGAUCAGCAAGACCAAGACCUCGGUCAGGUGGUUGAACCGGGCCCAGAACAUCUCCAUCCUGACUGUGUGUGACACCACCACUGGAGCCUGUGUCACGAGACAUGAAGAAAGCUCCGAGCUCUGGCUUUCCAAGCAGAACCAAGAACCGGUGUUCUCCAAAGAUGGCAGCAGAUUCUUCCUGACUGUCCCAGUCAAACAAGGAGGACGUGGAGAGUUUCAUCACAUCGCCAUGUUCACCACACAGUUCAGAGCAGAUCAAAAUGAAGUCCGACAUCUAACAUCAGGGAACUGGGAGGUGACCAAGAUAAUUUCCUAUGACGAGAACACUGAAAACCUUUAUUUUCUCAGCACAGAGGGUUCACCACGAAGACGACAACUUUUCAGUGUGAAAACGGUGGGUCUGUUCCCGCGGCGGUGUCUGACAUGCGAGCUGAAUAAAGCUCACUGUCUGUACUUCGAUGCCGACAUCAGCCCCGCAAACCAGCACAUUAUCCUCCGCUGUAAAGGUCCUGGAGCACCUACUGUCAUCCUACACAGCCUUAAUAACUCAAAUUACUACAUCCUGGAGAACAACUCUUUGCUGAAGGCGGCUUUGAAGUUCAAAAGGAUCCAGCUGACUGAUUUCAGAACUGUUCAGAUGGAACAUUUUGAUUUACCUUUGAAGAUCUCGUAUCCACCAGACUUCUCUGAGUCCCGUCACUAUGGACUACUGUUGCUGAUUGACAGCGCCCCCGGCGAUCAGGCUGUGACUGACCGCUUCUCUCUCGGCUGGGACUCGGUGCUGGUCAGUUCAGACAGCAUCAUCGUGGCUCGUCUGGACGGCCGGGGCAGUGGCUUCCAGGGUCAGAGGAUCCUGCAUGAGGUUCACCAGAGACUGGGAACCGUGGAUGUUCAGGACCAGAUCGCAGCUGUAGAAUUUAUGAUGAAAUUUCAAUUUAUUGAUCGGACACGGAUAGCAGUGUUUGGAAAGGGUUAUGGAGCGUACAUAACAUUAAUGAUGCUCAAGUCUACUGACAGCCUCUUCAAAUGUGCGUGUGCAAUGUCACCAGUGACGGACUGGAAACUCUAUGCAUCGGCGUUCUCUGAGAGGUACCUUGGCUUGCCAUUACGGGAUGACAGCAGAUAUCAGUUUUCCAGUGUGCUGCAGAACGUUCAGGCUCUUCGGGAGCAGACACUGAUGCUAGUGCACGGCACAGCAGACGCAAACAUCCACUUUCAGCAUACUGCUGAGCUCGUCAAGAACCUUGUGAAAGUUGGAGCAAACUACUCGAUGCAGAUCUACCCAGAUGAGGGACAUUUCCUAACACAGCAGAGCCGCCAGCACCUCUAUGCCACACUGACCAGCUUCUACAGGGACUGUCUGAAGGAGGAGCUGCUACCCAUACCUGACGAGGAAGAGGAGGAGGAGGAGUAG